Molecule: messenger RNA, 8244 nt
Organism: Rhipicephalus sanguineus (brown dog tick)
Lineage: Eukaryota; Metazoa; Arthropoda; Arachnida; Ixodida; Ixodidae
Product: sphingosine-1-phosphate phosphatase 2
Exons: 5
Coding region: 68-1228 (386 amino acids)
Biological process (GO): phospholipid dephosphorylation; sphingosine metabolic process
Cellular component (GO): endoplasmic reticulum membrane
Molecular function (GO): sphingosine-1-phosphate phosphatase activity
Source: RefSeq, a predicted model, not a curated record
AGGCGUUGUCGGCGCCGACUGGCCGCUCGCUGUUACCGUCGCAGCUGAUCGGCACCGCUGCGUUGUCAUGUGGGAGGAACCCGUGAAACGCUGCCGCUCCUUGGCCCUGAACAGCCCCUUCCUGGUGGAGCGUGUUCAAAACUACUUCGGCGUUUACCGGCUGCAGGCACCGAAAAACGGCGGCGUCGUGCACAACGGCGUGCGCAACGGCUACACGAAUGGUCCCGCUUCGGUGCCCUGCCGCGUCGAGCAGCCCGUGUGGUAUUACGUGUUCCGCUUCGGAUCGCUGUUGGGUUACGAGGCAUUCUACGCGACAUUCUUCCCGUUCAUCCUGUGGAAUUGGGACGCCGUGGUGUGCCGGCGCGUGCUGCUCGUGUGGGCGCUGGUGAUGUACUGCGGCGGGCUGGCCAAGGACCUGUUGCGCUGGCCCCGGCCCGCCUCCCCGCCGGUCGUCCAGCUGGACUGGGCAUACGCGGCCGAGUUCGGCAUGCCCUCCACGCACGCCAUGACCGGCGCCACGGUGCCCUUCGGACUGCUGCUCUGGACGCAGCAGCGAUACCAGUACUGCUUCCUGGUGGCGCUGUGUGUGUGCAUUGUGUGGUGCACGUUGCUGUGCGUCAGCCGGCUCUACCUGGGCAUGCACACGGUGCUGGACCUGCUGGUUGGCCUGGUGUUUGCCUGGGCACUCCUGUUCCCUCUGGCAGCCGUCACAGUGACUGUGGAGGCGUGGCUACUGGCACGGCCAUGGGGUGGCCCCCUGUGUGCUGCUCUGUUGCUGCUCGCAUAUCCGGCACCUCCGCGGUGGACACCCGCACGGGGCGACACGUGCCUCGUGGUGACCACAGUCGCGGGCAUAUGGGCCGGCGAGGCACUGCUUUCCACGCUGCUUGGUGCUGCUACACCUACACCCGUCAACCGUGGUGCUGGGGCCCUGUACGCAGUCGAGUGUCCCUCUCUAGUGGGACUCGCAUUUAUUGUGGCACGGACGGCGGUGGGUCUCUUGGCAAGUGUUCUCGUCCGAACUGCUGUGAAAGCUGUGAUAUACCCCCUGCUGUGCAGUCUCCAUGGCUGCGACCCUAAACUGGAGACCAGCCGGCAGAAGGGCUCCAUUGAGCUUCCCUGCAAGUACAUCACCUAUCUCUCCAUGGGGAUCACCAUGUCCCUGGGCUCUCCCUGGCUUUUUCGCCAGUUGGGCAUUGAGAGGGACAGCCUGCCUGUUCACCUGUGAAUGUAUGUGCAAUGGACGUUGUGUGCAGCGGUGUGCCUUUUUAUGCCGGGCGUUUCUGCAGAUGUGUAAGAUUGUAUGCUGUGUGCAUCGUACGGCACGAUGUAGCGGUGUUGUGCAUAGUGCAAUACUAUAGGUUCAGUCAAUGACCAAUUUUACUUGGCAGCAAUGUAUUUAUGCAGGAUACUUAAAGGGCCCCCUAAACCACCAGAGGUCGAAAUUUAGUUGUGGCGUUGCAGUUGUGCACGAGACUACUGUGAACGCUGCCGGAGUUGCACGCCCUUUCUCGUUUCGCUCUUUCCUUCGCUAGGGUGCGUUCGUCGGCUCGUCUCUCCACCUCUCCGAGUGCCCUUCCUCGGCGUCCGAGAUGGAAACGCAAGAAGCGCGCGCAUUUACUAGCAGAAAACAGGCUCUUGUUUGCCCACUGACAGCGUCUCUUGCUCGCGACGUCACCUAAUCAUACAGGUGACGUCACGACGGCUGUUGUCGACAGAGCAAAGGCACGGAGAGGAGCAGGCGAGCGUCUGUUGGUGGUUUAGUGGCCCUUUAAGCGUUUGUAUGUACAGUCAAAUUUUUAAAACAUUCUGACGUAAAAUUGGUUCUGCACUGUAAGUACAGAACCACUUUUGCACCAUCCUGCAGUGGCGUUUCGAAUAAAUUGAUUUAUUAAGCCACCCUCAAACGUCACAUGUGCAUGGUCUUGCCUUGUCAACCUACUUUUCGGAAGUGUGAAAUGCAUUUGAUUGCUUUGAUAGUAUUGCACCUAAGGUGCAUCUUCAGCAUCAAGGACCAGUACUAGAGUGCUGUACAGUUUCUCAUUUGGUCAUUGCCGCAGUGGUCUCUUGUCAAUUAUGAAAAUUACUGUAUGGGUGCACUGUCGGGAAACUGCACAGUUAGUGUUGAGGAAGGUGUGGUGCAGUCUCCAUCGUUAUUGUGACAUCCUGGGGUUCUUUAACAUGUGCCCAAAACUUGGCACAGAAGUGUUUUCGCUUUGUAUCGCUUUCUGAAUCCGGCCGCGACUGGCAGGAUAUGAACCCACAGCCGUUGUGGCCGGUCCAAAGUAAAUGUGGCUCAGUAUGGACAAAUCUGUAGAUGGUUACAGCAUAUAAAAAAAAUAUAAGCUCCAUCCACCGCCAUCGCUCUGCUACCCGCAAAGAAUUUCCGUAGAUGCUCCAUUCAAAAUUGCAUUUGUGCAUUUCCGUGACAGCAAGCAGUUCUGCGUGUUUAAGAUACUACAGGUUUUCCCACUCAAUUUAAUCCAAGCACUAGCCAAGUUGGCUGGCGCUUAAUUGGAUUAAAUUGAGCGGGGAAACCUGCCGUUGAUUUUACCACACAGACAUACGUUGGUGUCACUGAUUUUAAGUCGGAAACCUGGCCAAUUUUAUCAGAGAUUCUGUUAUCACUGCCCAGCCAAAUAUAACAUUUCACAUUGGAGCAACAAACAUUUAUUUCCCAGUAUGUGUAGUGCGCACUUACAUUAGCAGAGGAAAAGUGCCUUGCACAUCUCUAAUGGGAUCCAGUAAGCACGACUCUUUAACACGGUUGAAGGGAACAUGUAUGGAAAUUUUACGGCAGGAGCUUACAUUUUUUCUUAGAUUGUAAAUGACCAUAGUUUACAAGGCCAUACCUCUUUACUUUCACUGGGAUGCAUUUAAGUGAUCUCCAAAGCUGCUCUGCUUUAACCCAACUUCCCAGUCUGCCCUUGUAGUGCCGCACCCAAGGACACUUUGAAGGGGCCCUGCAACACUUCUCUGAGACUCAUUAUUAGCACCUUAUACUUGAGGAAUCACAUGCUGCAAAAAGUUUUAGAAUCCAUCAAGUACGAGCAGAGUUACAAGGAUUUGUCGCACGCUUCCAGAUCUUUCUCUCUCCUUUCGUACCAGCGAGUGCACUGAAAGCUAUACAUCGAGGGGGCAAAAGGAUGCAUCCCUUCACCAGUGCACUUACUCUUUUUUUUUCUUUGAGCACGGCUUACUUUCAGUGUGAUCGCGAGCACAUGCGCGGGCAUGUGGCGGCAUCCUGCAACGGCCUCAGUAGCUACACAGCUCCCAAUGCUCAAACGAGCCAAUGGCCGUGGACUUGGGUAUAUGGCGCAGUAAUGUGUGUAUAUGGCAUCAUUUGUAGAGAGGAGAGGAAGCGAUUUCUAGCUGACUUUGAGAAUUAAUUGCAAAUUCCAGGCCAAGUGCUGCGCAAUAAUGUUUGGCUCGCGUGUUCUUGGGAGCCUCGACUACCGAUCGGCAACGUUUUCUGACCAUGUUCAAAAAAUGUUGCAGGGUCCCUUUAAGAGCUUUGCAUUGAUGUUAUUGUCUAGAGGGUAUUACUAUAGCAUUUAGCUUCCCGGCAUUCUUUUGUGCUCGUUUAUUUAACAGUGCAGUACGAUCAAGCCCUAGAAUUUUUCCUUUGGUGUGGGAUAUUAAAGUCCUUCAGCCUAUUUUGUUCCUGUUUCUUUGGUUUUAGAUGCAAAUAGCUUAUGCAGGACAUGUUGUGGCCACAGAGCGUGCUGUGUGCGAGUGAAUGAUGUUUCUGAGUUGACAGGCACAAAUUUCUUGUGACUGCAAUGUUUAUCUCUAUGUAUAUAGUGCAUACUUAAGUGCCUCAGUUGCUGCUGCUGCUGUCGCUGCUGCAAAAUUGACUUGCUGCUGAUGUCUCUUGUUGAAAUUGUUGUUACUGGCAGAUCUUUAUCUCAGCUCCAUAAUGUUAUGGUUGCUGAACCUGUUGUUACCAUGUGUAUUUCCAUGUUUUACGCCACAGUGCCGUCAAUUCCCACUGCCAUGAACACUUUGGUGGACAUCAGUGUUGCUAACUUAGCUGGAGAGUCACUAAAUUUAGUGAGUUUUUAGUCACUUUAUUGACACUUUUGCCUUUUGAAGUCCUGGAGACAAUUUUGUGACCUUAUUAGUGACAAAACUAGCCAGUAUUGUUCCAGAGAAAUUCUUAGAAGGACCUCGAAUGAGUUUAAUUUCUUAACCCAUUUUAUGCCUAGGCAGGUACUUGGUGUCUUCAUUUUUCAGUGCUUGAAAAGGUGUAAGGAAAGCUUAUUAGUGAGACAUUCAGGUGUAUCAGCGCUGCUGUUCUGGGUAAAGUACAAUCUUGAUACCUGCUGCCAAUUCAGGAAACUUUUUUUUACAAAGACCGUAUCAUAAUGAAUUGCACCCUUAUUUUUUAGUGAACAGAAAGAUUUUCGAAUACAGUAGACUCUCGUUAAACAGAACCUGAAGGGACCAGGAAAAUGUAUUCCGUUUAACAGGAGUUCCGUUUACUGAGAGAUGAACAGGGGUGCAGAAUCCAAGUAUGAGACCAAUCGUGUUAGAUGCAGUUGUUCCGUUUAAGCAGCAGUUCUGUUUAAGAGAUUUCCGUUUACUGAGAGUCUACUGUAUUUCAUUGUAAUCUCCCUGGAGAGAGCCGUGCAGUUCACCCACCAGUGAAAGAGCCUUGCUAAGCCCUACAGUUCUGCACAUGCAUGCCCAGGCAGUGUCACGCAGCCCCUGUGCAUUAGUGAAGCGCUGAACACAGAGGGCUCAUGGCGCAGAACAGACAGUAGUAGAAAGGGACCAUAUUGGGGUAACAGGGAAAGUCCUCCUCAACGAUGUCUUCUAUCCACAUGAUUUUGGCUGGCACUGUCACAGUCAGCAGCUGUCCAAGACAGAUAACCCUAUACACGUAGCUCACUUUCUAAUUAACAUAGCUGACUGAGCUAGUUGGUUAUUCAUACUGAAGAUAAACAGCACAAAAAGCACGGCUAUGAAAAGCAAACACACAGGACAAGCACUGACUUCCAAGUGAAUUUUAUUGACAUGAAUGCGUCAUAUAAGUAUCUGCGGGAACAGCUACAAAAAAGGACAGGAAGAAGAGUGCUGACACGAAAGCAGCAAAAACAGCAUUAACACCAAUGCUGAACGUUGGGCUAGUUGGUGCAGCAUAAUUCAAUGUUUCACAGUGGAAGGAACUAGGACGACAUUGAAAGACCACUUUUCCUGGUAUCAGCGCUGUCUAUGUCUUUUAAUGUCAUCCUCACUCUUUGCGCUGUGAAAUGUUGAAUCAGCAAUGACAAUCACAGUGGCUUGCAGUGCAAAGCCCCGCAUUCCAAGAAACAGAGCUCCCUGUCAGAUAUGGCAGCCGACGGUUUGCUUGUGCACCUGCACCAUCUGAGCUGCCUCACUGAUUAUGCGCACUUGCUCAUCCUUCAUCACAUACACAGCUGUGAUCCACUGGAACUGCAGAGUGCAUCCACACGUGCUCACAUGCAGUGCCAGGAAGCCUUCUUUACCAUUACGUACUUUAUUGGCAUGCUCACAUAGGUGCUCGCUUAGGCAUCUGCCCGUCUGGCCCACGCCACAUGCCCCGCAAGACAAGGGGAUCCUCUACACAACGCCUUGCACAUAGUCGACAAGCUGUGUGCCGUGUUUGACGGCUCAUUGCUUCCCACGCCUCUUUAUGAGACGGGUCCUAUUUGCCAGCUGGUUCAGCUUGUCAGGAUCACUGAAAAGAACUUUCACAUUAACACAUCCAAUUUUCAUAAGGCAAUGGGACAUAGAGUGCAUAUACGGUAUGACCGCCACUCUGUCUUGCUUUUCAGCAAUCAUUUGUUCUGUGUCUCCAUCAGUGCAUGUGUGGAAAUGCGAGGCCUCAGUGCCUCUAUGUUUCCACAUAUGCUGGCGUUACGGGCCUCUCUUGCAGAGGCCGAUUCUUCUGUUCACAUCAGCUCAUAGUAAAUUAGUAAAGAGAGCUAUAGUACAGUCGUGUUUCUCAAACGCUUUGGAGAGGUCCUGCGAACACGUCUCGAAAGCUAGUCUUCUGGCACAGUCAAAACACCUGGAAGAAGCAGGGCACCCAUGCCCAUCGCUCGUUUCUGUAGCUCGUGCAAUGUGCAGGAAAAGGAAAACGUAUUCAUGUCAAUAAAAUUCAGAUGGAAGUCAGUGCUCCUCCUGUGUGCUUGCUUUUCAUAGCCAUACUUUUUUGUGCUCUUUAUCUUCAGUCCCACUUUCCAGCCAUCCACCCAUUUGUAGACUUAACUUUGGGACACUGCCUGCUCGUCACACACUGCCACAAAUCAUCAGCGAAUCUCAGCCUUCUCCACACAAACCACUGACAAUGUCCAGCGCUGCCCUUGCCACUCACUAUGCAGGCUGUCCAUUCGAUUAUGUGUGGAACACGUGCACUAGUCUCCACAAAAUGGAUGCAGCCAGGGAUGUCGCUGUGGUGUGAAACAAGCUUUCCACAAUUUGUGACUGAGGCACCAACACAUAAUACAGUCCCGUCCGUGAAGAGAUUCACAAGUGCAAUUCAUUAUGGUACGCCCCUCGUACAUUCCAAUUGUUCACUUGCCACUGUAGAAGGUAACUUGAGGCUGUAGAAAAAAAAAGUACUAAUGACGUCUGGGAACAGUUAAAGUAGAAAAAAAAACACAAUGCCCAAAAAAGUAAUUGUCAUUGUUUAGGUGAUGCGCCUAGGUGGGCGCAUCAGUUAGCCAGUGAACUAUAGUACUGACAAAUAAAUGCCAUCAUAGGUGGAAAGUGAUAUGGGCUUUAGGUUGAGGGACACAUGUGUCCAAAGCCAUUUUACAGCCCUUAAUGUAAAGCUCUCUCAUGUGUUCAUGACUCUGCAUGUGUGCCUCAUAAUUUACACAAACGUUUGGAAAUGCAUUGUUGGCGUGCUUGUUGUCACUCGUGAUCUGCUGUGAUUGCUAUUUGAAGUGAUGUCUAUAUGUAACAACUUUCAAGCCCAAAGAGGUAGGCGAACAAAAGGAGAGCCACAUGAAGUGCUGUGAAUAAAUAAUGCAUUAAAGCACCUAUUUUUUCCAAGGCCUCAUGAAGUAAAAGGCCUCCCAACAACAUAUAAAAAGUUUUUAAAAAGAUUAAACACGCUGCCGGAGCUAAUCGCGGAGGCUGCGAGCGCCUGGCUCGCGAGGCGGUAAAGGGACCUCACGUGACGACGAUUGUUGGGAAAACUUAUUCCACCUGCUUUUUAUAUUAAACAACGGUGGGAAAUGUCCAUAUAAAGGUGGUUAACUACAGUUUCAUUCAUUCGCAGCUGUAAAAACAAAAGCUUGAGCGUAAUGCAUGGGCGGCUAUUGGCAUCGCUUCACCGCGUUGCUGGAGGACGCCUUCGUAAACUACUUUAGAGGGUUUUCAGAUCGAAAACUAUUGCUUAUAAAAUAACCACGCGCUUUUGGGAUCGGCUGCUGCACAACGAAGGGUGAGCUUUCUGUCGCACCGUGAAAAACUGGGUGGAGAGAAAUCAGUUCUCAGUCCCUUUAAAGAACCCCCGACACCAAAAUUGAAACCUCGAGGUGUUUGUGUUGUUUUAUUGUCCUGUAUAGGUGGGCACUUCUGACCGGUUAUUAGUGGCGAACGUUGCCUUUAAGAUACUUUAAUUCAGUUUUAAAGUAAGCGUGAGUGCUCAUCUGAGUUGGCAGCACGUCGCCUCAUCACCACUGGUAUCACGUAGGUCCUGGUGUGACGUUCCACGUUAAAGCGAGUAUUGUCGACGUCACGAAAAAUUCACGACUGGCACCCGGCGAGGGCUAGGGCUCCUCACCUUUCUCGCUCUGUUGGGCUGCGCUCGAGGCAGAUCUAGCGGGCUGCAGGAAUGUCUUUUCUUUUUCCUGAGUGGACACACGCUUAGCACGCCCAACUCAUACCGAACAGCCACGUCGUUGCAAUGUUUACCACGCGCGGGGCCUCGAUUUGAAAAGUGCGCCAGCACAGUGCGCUUUGAACGUCACCAAAGUGCACGUGAUCUUAGGCGCUCCCCCGCGGUGGGGCGCCAGUUUCUUGUAAUUUUUAGAGUGACUCUAGUAAUUUUAUGCGAGCGUUUUGAAGUGACGCUAAGUUUGGUCACAGUUAACGACGCUAGCAUUAACUAUACGAUACGUUAGAGCAUUUGUGAUUCAAUUUCGGGAUUACCAGCUACAAAUUACAGUAAAAAAUCACUAACAAAAAAUUUCGCUGUCAGAGCCGGGUCCCUUAAGCCGCGAUCGUCAGCCGUCCUCCCAUGCUUUCGCUCGAAAACAUCGUGCG